This is a messenger RNA of Rotaria sp. Silwood2, 708 nucleotides long. Lineage: Eukaryota; Metazoa; Rotifera; Eurotatoria; Philodinida; Philodinidae. The record is from the annotation of a GenBank genome assembly.
AUGUUUAAAGGUGAUCGUUAUAUUGCUCCAGAAUUAUUUGACGCUAUGGGAACCAGCACUAUCAUACGCGAGUGUUCAGAUAUAGAUCAACUUUAUGAUUACAUGAUAAAAUUAUUUCCAUCCGAUAAAUUAAUUGAAUUUAGUUAUCUCAAAGGUAUGGGCGCGAAAAAUUUUACAAAAAAGAACUUUGUAGCAUCGCUUGAUUUCUUUAAAAGAAGUUUAGGUUUAAGACAGAAAUUUUUUUCUUCAAAUGAUAGAGAAAUUGCCGAACUGCAUGGUUCAAUUGCUGAAUCCUACUAUCGAUUAACAAAUUAUAAUGAAGCCAUUGACUUUUAUCAUAAAGCCCUUGAUUUCAAUUCAUUACCUACACCGAAAACUAUUAUGGCUCAUUUCUAUUUGGGAUUUUCAUAUUUAAUAAGAGCCAAUUGGAAUAAUUUCGAUGAUUUGUCAUCAGCAAAAUAUCAUCUUCAAACAGCAUUAGAUAUCAAUUUAGAAUAUGAAAUGCUACGCGAUGAAAUGAUCACAGAUAUCUACCAAGCAUUGACUGAUGUUAAUGAAUAUCAACAUGAAUUGGAUUCAGCAAUGGAUGGUCAUAUCGAAGCUGUUGAGAUAUGCGAAAGAAAAUCAAAUUUAAGCUAUCAAUUGGAAACAAGCCAACAUAAAUUCUUAAUGAAGAAUACUAGGCGCUGUGAAAAUGACAGCGACUGA